Molecule: messenger RNA, 1644 nt
Organism: Brassica napus (rape)
Lineage: Eukaryota; Viridiplantae; Streptophyta; Magnoliopsida; Brassicales; Brassicaceae
Product: deSI-like protein At4g17486
Exons: 5
Coding region: 758-1402 (214 amino acids)
Biological process (GO): protein deubiquitination
Molecular function (GO): deubiquitinase activity
Source: RefSeq, a predicted model, not a curated record
CGUUCGGGUCCGGAUAUUCGGUUAUUUACAAAUUGUAUCCAAUGAGUACUUGGAACAGUUCGGUUCGGUUUCGGAUCGGUUUUCGGUCGGUUCCGGGUCGGUUCCGGAUAUUAAAUUAUUAAACCAAAACUAAUAUUUUUAUGUAUUUUAUAUUUUCUAUUUUUAUUUUUAUUUUUUUUUUAAAAUAGUUUAAUCCAAAUCGGAUAUAUAUGUAUAGUUUGAAAGUAACUACAACGAAAUAGAAGUGGUGCAGUGGUAAAAGUUGAUGUACUUUCAACUUUCCCACCCGGGUUCGAAACCCAUGAGGCGCAAAUCCAUGUUUUUUAAACAUUAUUUCGGUUUAAACGGGUACCCGAUCGGAUCCGGAUAAAAACCCGAACCGACCCGAUACCCGUGGAUAUUCAUAAACAUUACCCAUCGGUUAAAUAUGCCUUAUCCGAAACCGAUCCGAACCGGUCCAUUUCGGGUCGGAUCCGGUUCGGUAUUCGGUUCCGGUUAAAAAGUCCCAGGCCUAUGGGGAUCAAUCAAUUCUGGGUUUUCUCGUCUACUUCUUAAAUAAAUUUUACAGAGGGAAAACAAAAAAAAGCGAAAAAGGAAAACGUGAGAAACGAAAAAAAGUAACAGUUGGUGACGAUCAAAGUCAUCUUUCUCGCAAAAUCCCUUCUUCGGAAUCAUCCAUCAUCAAAAGAGUCACACAGGUUUAGGAAGAAAAGGGAUGAUUCGAUCGUGAAUUUGAAUUAAAGAUUCUGCAGUUAAAAUGUGGAAGCUAAGUGAGGAGAAGAGCGGAGACGUGGCCGGUCUAACACCGGUUUACCUCAAUGUCUAUGAUCUAACCCCUGUCAAUGAUUACCUCUAUUGGUUUGGCAUCGGCAUUUUCCAUUCCGGAGUAGAGGCUCAUGGUAUGGAAUAUUGCUACGGAGCUCACGAGUAUUCAUCGAGUGGGGUCUACGAGGUAGAGCCUAAGAACUGCCCUGGCUUCAUCUUCAGACGCUCUCUUCUCCUGGGAACUACAACCAUGUCCCCUUCUGAUUUCCGCUCUUACAUGGAGAAGCUCUCGUCCAAGUACCACGGUGACACUUACCAUUUGAUCGCCAAGAACUGUAACCAUUUCACCCAAGAGGUUUGCUUGCAGCUCACGGGUCAGCCUAUUCCUGGAUGGAUCAAUCGCCUCGCCCGUUUAGGUUCGUUUUGUAAUUGUCUUUUACCAGAAAGCAUUCAGCUCACAGCUGUUAGUGCUCCUUCCGAACGCCUUGAGUUCUCUGAUGAGGAUGAAUCGAACUCAGAGGCAUCUUCUGUGUCAGAUGAUGAUGAAGAAGAAGGAUCAGAGAAGCAUCUCAUUAACGUUGCAGACAGAGAUGUUGUGUAUCUACAAAACAAACCAGUGCGACUUACCAGAGAGUAGAUACCCUGAGAAGCCAACCAGCGACUACUUCCUCCUUUGAAGCUACCCUCAGAACUUACAGUGUUUGUUACACAAUAUAGCCAUGGAAACCCAAAAAGGGGGGUAAAGUUAUAUUCGUCUCCUUAUUGCUGCGCUUGUUCUGCGUUAAAAAAAAAAAUCAGUUUAGUAUUCUUCUCAUUCUAGAAAUGUAAAAAACAUCUUCCAGAUUUUAUAAAAGUUAAGCCACCCCUUUCUCAGUAAAA